This is a messenger RNA of Labrus mixtus (cuckoo wrasse), 2841 nucleotides long. It is a transcript of the gene brf1b, whose product is annotated as BRF1 RNA polymerase III transcription initiation factor subunit b. Gene Ontology annotation, biological process: DNA-templated transcription initiation; transcription preinitiation complex assembly; transcription by RNA polymerase III. Gene Ontology annotation, molecular function: RNA polymerase III type 3 promoter sequence-specific DNA binding; TBP-class protein binding; RNA polymerase III general transcription initiation factor activity. Gene Ontology annotation, cellular component: nucleus; transcription preinitiation complex; transcription factor TFIIIB complex. The record is from RefSeq and is a predicted model, not a curated record. The coding region runs from base 255 to 2330 and encodes 691 amino acids. The transcript has 19 exons. Lineage: Eukaryota; Metazoa; Chordata; Actinopteri; Labriformes; Labridae.
GACGUCACUACCAUGCGCCGCAGGAAAACAACAACCCCCUUCCAAAACAGUGAUCAGAAUCUAUUCUCUAAUCGAUAUCUAGUCUCUAAACGAUUGAACAUGAUUUAAAAUAUUAGUUUUAGUUAAAUAUAAGGGGAAAAUAUAGAUCCGAAACAGGAGAAUAAAUGAAGAGUCAAACAGCGCGUCUCUAAACUGGACUUCAUUGUUUUUCUCCUGAGAUCUACUGACGGCUGUGGUGACCUCUGACCUCCACCAUGAGCUCCAGGUGUGGUACCUGCGGGGGGUCGGAGAUCGAUGUGGAUCAGGCCCGGGGCAGCGCUGUGUGCACCAGCUGCGGCUCGGUCCUGGAGGACAACAUCAUCGUCUCUGAGGUCCAGUUUGUGGAGGGGACGGGAGGAGUGUCGUCGGCUGUGGGACAGUUCGUCUCUGCUGACGGUCCAGUUAAAGCUCCUCUUCUUGGUUCUGGUUUUCACACGAGUGUUGGAAAGGAGUCCAGAGCUCAGACUCUGCAGGGUGGUAAGCGUCAGAUCCAGCAGCUGGGCAGUCAGCUGCAGCUGAACCAGCACUGUUUGGACACCGCCUUCAACUUCUUCAAGAUGGUCGUCAGUAAGCACCUGACCAGGGGACGCAAGACGGAGCACGUCAUCGCCGCCUGCCUGUACCUGGUGUGUCGCACUGAGGGGACUCCACACAUGUUACUGGACCUGAGUGACCUGCUGCAGGUGAACGUUUACAUUCUGGGUAAAACGUUUCUUCUGUUGGCUCGUGAACUUUGCAUCAACGCUCCAGCAAUCGACCCCUGCUUGUACAUCCCUCGGUUUGCUCAUAUGUUGGAGUUUGGGGUGAAGACUCACGAGGUUUCCAUGACUGCUCUUCGGCUCCUUCAGAGGAUGAAGAGGGACUGGAUGCACACGGGACGCCGACCCUCCGGACUCUGUGGAGCAGCUCUCCUGGUAGCUGCUCGGAUGCACAAGUUCCGUCGCACGGUGAAGGACGUGAUCAGUGUGGUCAAAGUGUGUCAGACCACGCUGAGGAAGAGAUUAACAGAGUUUGAAGACACGCCCACCAGUCAGCUGACCAUCGAUGAGUUCAUGAGGGUCGACCUGGAACAGGAAUGUGAUCCGCCUUCCUUCAUCGCAGCACAGCACAAAGCCAAGAUGCAGCAGCUUGAACAGGAGCUGGCAAGGAAGCUGGACGACGUUGAAGGAGAGAUCAGCUGCUACAAAGACGAGAUUGAGACCGAGCUUGAGAAGAGUCGACCCAAACUGAGAGGAAUUUACGCCGCCUACGCCAAAGAAAUCGAUCCAGAGGACACAGAAGUUUUGUCCACAAUCUCUGAGCCCGAGGACCCUGAGGUCGAGGAGGACGAGCUCCAAGCUGCUGCCCAACACCUGACUCAGGACUUCCUGUGUCAGGUGAUGCAGGAAGAGGAGGGGCCGGGCAACAAGGCUAACGUUAGUGAACAGGAGUUGGGGCUGGACAAGGAGGGAGCUGAACCUCACCGUCAGGCCGCCCCUCUGGCCGCCAUCCUGGGAAAGCUACCGACUGCUGCCAGCCUGGGCCUUCAACAGACCUUUGAGUCAGAGACAGAGGACAAACCUGACGACGAGGAGUCAGAGGGCGGAGAGCUGGACCUGGAUGGUAUCGAUGAUCUGGAGAUAGAUAAGUACAUCCUGAACGAGAAGGAGGUCCAGGUGAAGACAGACCUGUGGAUGAAACAGAACGCAGAAUACCUGAAGGAGCAGAAAGAGAAGGAGGAGCGGAUAAAGAAGGAGAAGGAACAGGGCACCUACAAAGAGAAGCCCAAGAAGUCCAAGAAGAAGAAAGAGCAGACGGAAGCCACGACGGCGGGCGAGGCGAUCGAGAGGAUGUUGGAGAAGAAAAAGAUCUCCAGUAAGAUCAACUACGACGUUCUCAGAGACCUCAACAGCAGAGGGACAGGAAGUGGGGGUGGCAGCAGUCCUAGCAGACCCCCCAGCGAAGCCCCCGACACACGCAAACGACUCAACCGCCGCCGCCGCAGGAAGGCCAGCGAUGCUAACAGAGACCUCGCCGCUAACGCUAGCAUCAUGGGGAAGAGGGUCCGCCUCCUUAUAUCCUCUACACCAAAGAAGAAGAAAACAGCUGUCCAGGAAGAACCACUGGUUACCGUGACAACAGAAACAACAGCUGAAACGGACCCUGAACCAGAAACAAGCGCCAUCACAGAGACCCCAAUCACCACGAGGGAGGAGAGGGAAGAAGAGGAGGAGGUGGAGGUGGAGGAGGAGUGUGUAUCCGCUCUGCAGCUCGUAGGAGAUUACGGCUGUGAGGAGGAGGAAGUCUUCUAACCCUGACGACCAGCUGAUGAACUCUCCGUCCGUUAAUGAGGCAGCUCCGCUAAGGAUGAUCAAUAACCAAUAUCAGUGAUCGAUCAGUCUCACCGUCAACUUUGAUGAAACUGAAGUCUGCUUUCACAUCCUUCUCUUCCAACCGUUUUUAACUUGUUAAACUGAUCGCUGAUAUUUGUAUGGAUUUGAUCACACUAAGCUUCCCGUGUUGUUUAUAUUGUAAAGUAGAAAAGUUGUAGAUUUUACUUCUUUGUUUAUUUUUCUAUCAUUGUGUUGUGUUUGAUUGUAGAAUUUAAAUUUCACAUUCCUGUAAAAUGUCAAUGAAACUUUCAGAACAGAAAAGAUGAAAAACUUCUGGAAAACAAAACUUUGCAAACCAAGUGUUCAUGUUUUUAUUUACUUUGUGUAACUUUGUGUUUGUUUGUUUUUUACGAUGAAAUGUACAACAAAUAAUGAUAAACUCAUAACAAAAGAGAAAAAAGUAACUGAAGUAAAAGUGUUUCUUCAUCAA